CCACGCCACACUUGUCGGUAGUCAAAGUGUGAUCCCUCGCUCCUCCGCCGCCGCUGGCCCGCUGCUGCCAUGUCCACCGCCGCGGCCGCCGCUGCCCGAGGUCUCAAAUCCGUCACCCGCGCCGCCUUCUCCUGGAAGCCGGUGAGUGAGAGACAGCGAGGAACUCUGUCUCUAAACCCUGGAGCUUUGGCUGGCUGUUUGACUAACCCCUUUUGCCCCUCAUGCCAGACGGGUCGGGCGCAGCAGACGCUCGCGGCGGCGGUGAGCAGGUCGGGCGUGGGGCUCCACUCGGGCGCGUGCGCCACCGCCACGCUGCUCCCUGCGCGCGCGGGCGAAGGGAGGUACUUCGUCGUGGAGGGGGAGGGGGAGGCGAGGGUGGCGGCGGAGCUGGGGAAUGCCGAGCCACAGUCCCCGCUCUGCACCACGCUGCGGAGCGGGAGCGGCGUCGCGCGGGUGCGCACGGUGGAGCACCUGCUCUCGGCCAUGGAGGCGCUCGGCGUCGACAACUGCCGCGUCGAGGUCAGCGGCGGCGACGAGAUCCCUUUGCUUGAUGGAUCAGCGCAAGAGUGGGUGGAGGCCAUACGGGGUGCCGGUCUGUGUGAGGCCGAUGAUAUCGGUGGACAAAAGUUGGAGAAACUGGCACCCAAAAUCGAUGAGCCUGUUUACCUGCGGAAGGACGAUUGCUUUGUAGCUGCAUUCCCUUCCUCGCAAACCCACAUCACCUAUGGAAUUGAUUUUCCAAAGGCACCAGCGAUUGGUUGUCAAUGGUUCGAUACUUUCCUGGAUGCUGAUGUAUACUCAAGCAAGAUAGCUCCUGCAAGAACUUUCUGUAUAUUUGAAGAGGUUGAAAAAAUGCGUGGUGCUGGGCUUAUAAGAGGGGGAUCACUAGAAAAUGCUAUGGUUUGCAGCAUGACUGGUGGUUGGCUUAAUCCACCACUUCGUUUUGAUGAUGAACCUUGUCGCCACAAGGUUUUGGAUCUUAUCGGUGAUUUCUCACUUCUUGCUCAGAAUGGCAGCCAGGGCUUUCCAAUUGCUCAUGUAGUUGCCUACAAGGCUGGCCAUGCCCUGCACACCAGUUUUCUACGUCAUUUAUCGGGAAUGGCCGAUGUGGACCAAGGAACGCUUGCUUAGCGAUUUUGAAGCGCAUGGUGGCGGGUACUGUUCAUACGUUGCUGACAGCGAUGCUCGAUAAGAAGACGGCAAAUAUUCAGCAUACCGGUACUAAUAACCAUCUGAUGGCCCUCGUCCAUCCUGACAGCCGGGGCCCGGUGUCAGCUUAUAGUCAGAUUAAAACCUUACUCUAGUGUCUCUGUGUAUUGUAGUAGUAUAUCUCCAUCUUUGGCCCGUGAUUUCUUUAGUUUCACGAAGCAUGGUAUUUUAUCACAUGCUUUAAUUUUUUUUGCGAGAGAUUUUAUCACAUGCUUUGGGAAGAUUGAUCCGAAGAACUAUGUUUGUACUCCAUGCGUUAUACUAGUUGCAGCUGAA
Messenger RNA from Hordeum vulgare subsp. vulgare (domesticated barley), 1485 nucleotides. RefSeq names its product probable UDP-3-O-acyl-N-acetylglucosamine deacetylase 1, mitochondrial. The record is from RefSeq and is a predicted model, not a curated record. The coding region runs from base 70 to 1131 and encodes 353 amino acids. Lineage: Eukaryota; Viridiplantae; Streptophyta; Magnoliopsida; Poales; Poaceae. Gene Ontology annotation, biological process: lipid A biosynthetic process. The transcript has 6 exons.